AUGGAUAAGCUUCUCAGAUCCCGAAAAUCCCAUGCACCGCGAAUUGAGCGCAUUACAAAGGUGCUAGAGAAGCUUGAGGAUGCCGAUAGCGCUGAUCUGGAAGACGUCGCAGCGGAAUUGGAUAACCUCAACAGUGUCUGGUCAUCGUAUCUUGCAAUUCAUCAAAGGAUCCUCAACACCGUCGACACCGAUGCUGCUUACGACGAGGCUAUGAGUCAUCAGAUAGCCUUUGAGGAGGAGUACAUGUCGCUGAAAAAGGGGUUAGUGAAAUUGCAGAGACGAGUGGGUGUGUUACCCACCGAACACGAGGAUACACUUUAUCAACAAAAUGGCGGCAAUACAAGCUUCAUCGAAAUCUUCGUGCAACAGCAAGCGCAGCUUCUACGAGCUUUAUCAGGAAAUGCAGCGGCCACAUCAUCUCCGGACAUCCCAGCAUCUCCUACAGUGCACCCUGAAUUCACCCCGCUGCCGGAUCUCAGGCUUCCAAGAAUGGACCUCCCCAUCUUCAGUGGGAAUUAUCUAGAAUGGCAGUCGUUUUAUGAUCUCUUUUGUGGCUCAGUUCAUCAAAAUCCGUCGCUGCGCCCGAGUCAGAAACUUUACUUUCUCAAGACUCAUCUGGCAGGUGAAGCCGCUACGCUUGUAUCCCACUUGAACGUCGAGGAUGCAAAUUAUCUGCCGGCCCUACAAAAGCUAGAAAGCCGCUACAACAAGCCCCGCGAAAUUGCAAACUUACACAUCACACGUUUUUUGAGCCAACCUGCCUUGACAUUAUCGUCCCCGGCUGGGUUACGCUCCCUCCAUGAUGUGUCAGAUGAAGUGAUUCGGGCUUUAACUGCACUUCAACGUGAAGGACGCGAUAUCUGGCUGCUCCAUAUCAUCUACGAAAAGCUCGACCAGCAAACAAAGGAAUUGUGGUGCCAAAAAACAAUGGAUAUGGACGAGCCCAACAUCACCGUCGCCGCACUAUUGAAAUUUAUAGACAAUCGAUGCGGUGCUCUACAAUUAUCUCAACCUGUUCGAAAACCUACUCGGGAACACAAUGCAUCGAUCCCAGUUAAAUCGCCAUCGCCGCGAUAUCCGUAUAGGUCAACGUCCUCUCUCGUAGCUACUGACAUGCCACCGUCGGUAUGUGGCAUUUGUUCGAAGGCCGGUCAUCAGCCAUAUCAGUGCGGUAAGUUUGUUCACGCUAGCCCAACUGACCGUUGUUCGAUGAUUUCCAGGCUCAAGCUAUGCCAAAACUGCCUGAAGCAUCACACCGGCGAGCCAUGCAAGGCUGGAUCAUGCAGAAAGUGCAAUCAAAUGCAUCAUACACUUCUCCAUCAAGCCUUCCAGUCAUCUAAUAGUUCGUCAUCGUCGGCAGUUAAUCGUACAUUCCCGGCUGCAUCUCAAGCACUUAUCUCGUCCAUCAACUUAGCCGACCAUCUGGAUGGGUCUAAUGUGCUGUUACUGACAGCCACAGUCGAUGUCUUCGAUAAAUACGGUCGUCGCCACGCAAUCCGCGCGGUACUUGAUUGUGCUUCGCACCUGAGUUUCAUUAGAAAGGACCUCUGUGACCGUCUGGGUAUAGAAAAAUCACCAAUCGAUUUGGAUUUCCAAGGAAUAUCUGCAACUAGCUCGCAUGCCAACAUGGGCACGUCGGUCACCGUGGCUUCAAGGUGCUCUAAUUAUCGUACAACAAUUCCAUGUGCAGUUUUGGACCGAAUUUCGGCUGAUCUUCCGCUGCGGCCAGUGGACAUCAGUGACUGGCCAAUUCCCGACUCGGUUUAUUUGGCUGACCCGCAAUUUCAUCAUCCUGGGAAAAUUAGCCUUCUACUAGGAUUGCAACCGUUUCUCGACUUGCUUGAGCCAGGACGUAUAAAUUUGGAUACAGAUGGUCGUUUCCCGAUUCUGCAGAACACAAAACUUGGCUGGGUGGUUUCGGGCCGCUACGAUGCCAUCAAUUCAACAUCAACUUCCAGUGCGUGCUUAAUUACUUCUCCGAACGAGACACUUUCUCAUCAGCUGCAAAGGUUUUUCGAGAUCGAGGAGUACAUCAACCCGGAACCUCAUUUCAGCGAAGAGGAGAGAAACUGCGAGACACACUUCGAGCAAAAUACCGUUCGUGAUCAGUCAGGCUGUUUCGAAGUUCGCCUUCCAUUUCGUGAAAAUCCUAGCUCCCUUGGUGCAUCCCGUGACAUUGUCGUAAAGCGACUCGGACACAUAGAGCGAAAAUUAAAUAGAUCGCCCUCGUUGAAAACUGAAUAUCACGCGUUUUUGCGAGAAUACCUAAAUGCCGGACAUAUGAGUUUGGCUGCAAUCCCAUCACCCAAAAGGGCAGUAUACCUCCCACAUCACUGCGUCCUGAAGGAGUCCAGCUCCACGACAAAGUGUCGUGUCGUGUUCGACGCUUCGUCAAAAACGACCAGCGGGAAAUCUUUAAACGACGUUUUGAUGACCGGACCGGUCAUUCAAGAUUCGUUAAUAAAUAUUCUCCUGCGUUUUCGCAUUCCGGCAAUCGCUCUCACUGGGGAUAUCAGGCAGAUGUAUCGCAUGGUGAAAAUUUCUGCAUCGGAUCGAGACUAUCAGCGGAUACUAUGGCGAUGGAAGGAAGAGGAUCCAAUCGAUGAAUAUACACUCAAUACCGUCACUUACGGUACAAAGCCAGCGUCAUACUUGGCUACAAAAUGCGUCCAGCAAUUGUUGAACCAAAUUGCACACACAGAUCCUGACACGUUCCAGAAAGCUUCGCUGGGAAUUUACGUCGAUGACGUUUUGACCGGUGCAGAUUCCCCCGAAGAAGCACAACGAUUGCGACAACGACUUUCCGAAUUGUUUGCCACUGGGGGUUUUCAUCUCCGCAAAUGGGCAUCGAACCACUCCUCAGCUUUAGAAGGUGUUCCUGAAGCCGACCUCGAAGUAAGGAUCCCCAUCGAGCUCCACGAAGACGACACUAUAAAGGCCCUCGGAAUCCACUGGCAGCCGUGCAGCGAUGAGUUCCUGUUCUCUUAUCAACCUUACAAGAGCUUUCAGCCCACAAAACGCAUCAUAUUAUCCGAAAUCGCCAGCCUAUUCGACCCUCUGGGCUUGCUGGCCCCCGUCAUCGUCAUGGCGAAACUGGUGAUGCGAAAACUGUGGGAGCUGAAGGUGGACUGGGAUGAAACUCCCCCGGGUGAGUUAAUCAACGAUUGGCUAACAUUAGCACAGAAUCUGUCGUCUCUCAAUUCAUUUCAGAUCCCUAGACGCGUGAUCGACUCACGAGCACCGGUGAGACUCUUCCUGCACGGCUACAGUGAAGCUUCCGAGAGGGCCAUGGGCGCCUGCAUCUACGUCCGCUCCAUUGAUGAAGCCGGCAACCGCUCUUCGCAUCUACUUUGUGCCAAGUCGAAAAUUGCGCCGAUUGGUAACAACAGGUCUACGAUUCCCCGGUUGGAGCUGCAUGCAGCGGUCAUACUAGCGAAACUUAUCAACAAUGUGUCUGCAGCUUUACAGAUCCAGUUCCACGAGACACGUGCCUACAGUGAUUCUCAGGUCGUACUGGCUUGGAUAGCCGGUGGCGCCUCGAAAUGGAAAACCUACGUGGCGAAUCGCGUUGCGAAUAUUGCCACACUCUUGCCGUCGAUCAACUGGUACCACGUGUGCACGCAGGAUAACCCAGCAGACGUAAUAUCCCGAGGGGCCCUACCGGUUGCACUACAGAAAAACUCGCUUUGGUGGCAUGGGCCAGAUUGGCAGCACUCUUUACCUUCCGUCGAGCUCAGUACUACACAGAGCAGUCAAGUUAACCGGGAAUGCAAGGCUACAGCAGUAGGCCUCCUUUCCGUCCAUGAAAAUCAAUUUUUAGACGAUAUGCUGGCUCGUUAUUAUCCUAACAAGCAGAUGCUUCUGCGAGUCACGGCUCGUCUUCUUCGAUUCGCCUAUCGUGGUCCCGAACGUUUGUCCGCUGCGGAGCUGGAUAGAGCUCUAAUUAUAUACGUUCGACACACGCAACAUACUCACUUCCCGAAUGAAAUUCAGCGCUUAAUGGAAGGUAGGUCGGUUGCAACUGGAAGUCCCAUCUACCAACUGGAUCCACAACUUGACUCGGACGGAGUCCUCAGGGUGGGCGGCAGACUUCGGUUGUCAAAGCUAUGCUACAACACAAAGCAUCAAAUAUUACUUCCACGACGCUCAGCUUUGACUUCAUUAAUUCUACACGACGAGCACAUUAGUAAUCUUCAUUGCGGACCGCAAACGUUAUUAGCAAUCUCUCGCCGUCGGUUCUGGAUUCCUUAUGGAACGACUGCUGCCCGUAAAAUCUGUCGGCAGUGCAUUACUUGUACUCGUGUGAGACCCGCCCCGUUACGCCAACAAAUGGGACAGCUUCCUGCAGAUCGCUUAGAGCCGCAACCUGUGUUCUCAGUAGUGGGCAUUGAUUAUGCCGGUCCAGUCAGCAUAACUAAUCGCAAAUCAAGAGGAAUCGCGUCGAGCAAGGGCUAUAUCGCUUUAUUCGUUUGUUUUGUCACCAAAGCCGUAGCCCUGGAAGCGGUGUCUGAUCUAACUACGCCAGCGUUUUUGGCUGCCUUCACAAGAUUUUCAAGUCGGUAUGGUUUACCAGCGCGUGUGUAUAGCGACAACGCUACUAAUUUUCGGGCUGCUGCGAAACUGCUGAAGGAGCUGAACGCACUUGUAAACUCAGCUGAAUAUAAAACGACGGUAGCGGAUUUUUUUGCCGAUCAAGGUGUGGAAUGGAGCUUUAUCCCCCCUCGCUCCCCUCAUCAUGGAGGCCUAUGGGAGGCUGGAAUAAAGGUGGCAAAGCAGCUUUUGUCGAAAAUAUCAGGCAACUACAUAUACACGUUCGAAGAGCUCUCUACGUUGCUUGCUCAAGUUGCAGCUUGUAUGAACUCGCGGCCCAUUGCACCGAUCUCCAACGACCCUAGUGAUCCGCAGCCAUUAACUCCGGCUCACUUUCUUAUUGGACGACCAUUGACCACUGCGCCUGAAAUUAACCAACUCGAACGCCGCAUCAGUUCCAUGACUCGGUGGCAAUUUGUUCAACGGAAGGCACAAGAAUUUCGCGAGCGCUGGCAGAAGGAAUACGUUCGAUCGCUCCAGUUAUUUUCGAAAUGGCAGAAGUCAACAGUCAACUUGAAACCUGGAGACUUUGUGCUUAUUGUUGGUGAGAACGAAAAACCGAAGCAAUGGCCACUAUGA
Sabethes cyaneus is the source of this 5169-nucleotide messenger RNA. RefSeq lists its product as uncharacterized. The transcript has a single exon. Gene Ontology annotation, molecular function: nucleic acid binding. Gene Ontology annotation, biological process: DNA integration. Lineage: Eukaryota; Metazoa; Arthropoda; Insecta; Diptera; Culicidae. The coding region runs from base 1 to 5169 and encodes 1722 amino acids. The record is from RefSeq and is a predicted model, not a curated record.